AUGAGCCAACUCGGUGGCCCUGGGGCCCGCCAGGCAAAUGCCAAACCAAUCCCUCCUCAGCGUGGCAGUUUCCCUCUGGACCACGAUGGUGAAUGCAAGCAUGUCAUCUCAAACUACCUCGAGUGCAUCAAGAAAGUCCGCGGCGUCAAUGACGCUCAGUGUCGCGAUCUUGCCAAGUCUUACCUGGCUUGUCGUAUGGAUAGGAAUCUUAUGGCCAAAGACGACUUCAAGAACCUAGGCUUCGGCAACGAUCAAAUGCCGGACAGCAAGGGCGGGCUGGCGCGGAAACAAGCGCCAGGAAAAGAUAGCCAAGACAAAGACGGAGAUGCGCGCCCCGGCGAGUUAAGGUGGUGA
Messenger RNA from Colletotrichum aenigma, 354 nucleotides. It is a transcript of the gene COX19, whose product is annotated as Cytochrome c oxidase assembly protein COX19. Gene Ontology annotation, cellular component: mitochondrial intermembrane space. The transcript has 4 exons. Gene Ontology annotation, biological process: mitochondrial respiratory chain complex IV assembly. The coding region runs from base 1 to 354 and encodes 117 amino acids. Lineage: Eukaryota; Fungi; Ascomycota; Sordariomycetes; Glomerellales; Glomerellaceae. The record is from RefSeq and is a predicted model, not a curated record.